AUGCAGUUUAUGGAUGGUGAAAAUCCUCAUAUCCUACAUGAAGCAGCAUCAACAACACCAACAGGUAUGUCGAGCCUUCCAGAAGAGAUUCAAGUAGAUAUAUUUAUGAUGUUACCAGUGAAAUGCAUCUCGGUCUGUAGGUGCGUAUGCAAGCUCUGGUGUAACCUUCUUUUCAGUCCUAAAUUUAUCAAGCAUCACCUCAAUAAUGGUAUCAGAAACCAUAAGCUCAUGCUUAUUGAUAAUAUCAAUAGGUUAGAUACAAAGUAUUUUUCGAUAUGCUCCAUAGAUUUUGCUCCAGAAACAUCUUCAGCAUUGCUAUCCUUUAACAGCGCUUUAAAAUUGGAAUUCCCAAUCGAAUACAAGGAACAUUUUGUUCAGGUAUUGGGUUCCUGUAAUGGCUUGGUUUGCUUAGGUAUGCAAAGUAUUGAUUGGCACUACAAGAUUAACGUUUUUAUUUGGAAUCCAUUGAUAAGAAAAUAUAAGGAAAUAUUAACACCAUUUUCCUUUUCUUCUAUGAGGUAUGGGUUCGGUUAUGAUUGCAUCAACGACACUUUCAAGCCGGUAAGAAUUGGUGAGAAUAAAGAAACUCGUGGUGUUGAAAUUCAAGUUUACACAUUAGGAUCAGAUUCAUGGGACAAAACGCAACCAAUUCCGUACUCUUUUCCUCUUGAUCACCGGAAUGAUUCAGGCUUGCUAUUUAAUGGAGCUCUACAUUGGUUUGGCAUUAACACCGCUAAAGAAACUUCCUUUGAAGUUAUAAUAUCAUUCAAUAUUAGCACCAAGAGAUUCAUAGAUGUGCCACUACCAGAAUAUACUUCUAGAUAUCGUAACCGCAGACAGUAUAGAAGUGUGGCACUGUUGGGUGACAAUCUUUGUUUAUUUGAUGUUGAUUCUGAUGUCGUUGGUAUUUCCCUCAUAGAGAUAUGGGUGAUGCUAGAAUACGGAGUUCGAGUUUCUUGGUCCAAACAAUUUUCAUUCACUGAACAGUUUCCCGGCUUUGCGUAUGAUUUAACAUUGGUAUGUGCUUUAGGAAAUGGUGAGCUUAUGAUGGUUAGUUCUUGGAACGUAUAUUUAUAUGACCCGAAGAAGAAAAGACGUAGAGACUUGAAUGUCCAGACAGGAAUGGUAAACAAAGUGGUGACUUAUGUAGAUAGUUUAGUUUCACCUAUCUAG
Papaver somniferum (opium poppy) is the source of this 1173-nucleotide messenger RNA. Its product is annotated as F-box/kelch-repeat protein At3g06240-like. Bases 1 to 1173 code for a protein of 390 amino acids. The transcript has a single exon. Lineage: Eukaryota; Viridiplantae; Streptophyta; Magnoliopsida; Ranunculales; Papaveraceae. Gene Ontology annotation, molecular function: protein binding. The record is from RefSeq and is a predicted model, not a curated record.